Messenger RNA from Pelodiscus sinensis (Chinese soft-shelled turtle), 6039 nucleotides. Lineage: Eukaryota; Metazoa; Chordata; Testudines; Trionychidae. The record is from RefSeq and is a predicted model, not a curated record.
UGAAAGCUGCAGUGCCACAGAAAACAUUAGAUCAGAUCCAGUUUUUAGAGGAGAAAACCCAGAUUUUUCAAUCUAAUGUCACCACACUAAGUCCAGAAAAUCAUCAGUGGAGAUUUUUAAGAGUGAACUCCCUUGGCACCUGGCCUGCUUCCUUCUUGAUGGGUAGAAUGGAGUACCAUGUGAUCACAGCAAAAGAAUUACCUUGCAGUAUUACCAAUUAGUUCAGGAGCCUGCCCUUAGCACUUUCCAAGUCUCCUAUCAGCUACACAGAGGCAGUGGUACAAUCCGGGAAGGAUUUCUACCAGGAAAAUGAACUGAAGGAUGCUGUGCAAGAGAAGAAUCGCUUGAGCCUUCAAUAUGCUAGUUUGUCCCACAAGGCACUGCAAUAUGACCAGGUGAAAUCAGACUAUGUUCGGCUUAGAGAAACCCUCACCAUAGUGACCAAAGAACGAGAUUUGGCUGUGAAGGAGAAACACCAGCUCCAAGCCAAGCUGGAGAACUUAGAGCAGGUCCUAAAGCAUAUGCGAGAGGCUGCUGAGCGGCGGCAACAGUUGGAAUUGGAGCAUGAGCAAGCCUUGGCUGUUCUCAAUGCAAAACAGCAGGAAAUUGAACUCCUGCAGAAGGCUCAGGUGGAAGCCAAGAAAGAACAUGAAGGUGCAGUUCAGUUGCUAGAGAACACCUUGGACAGCAUGCAGGCCAAGGUACGAGAGCUAGAGGAGAAAUGUCGGUCACACAGUGAACAAUUUAACCUCCUCUCCAAGGAACUGGAGAAGUUUCGGCAGCAAGCUGGAAAGAUUGAUCUCUUGACCAGUAACUCGCUGGCAUCUUCAGAUGUCCUUGGUUCCCCUAGUAAAUCACUGACCCAGUUAAUGAACGGAAUAGCCACCUCCUUAGGCAAAGGUAAUGAAAGCCCUUCUGGAAGUCGUUGUGUGAUUUCAGAGAUUAUACGACCAUUACAGAUAACUGGGGACAAACCAGAACAAUUGUCUGUCAAACCUACUUUUCUAUCCAGGUCAAGAUCCAGCAGCACAAGAUGCAGAUUUGAUUCAGACAUGGAUAAUGAACGGAAUUCCAAUACCUCAAAGCAAAGAUAUUCUGGGAAAGUCCAUCUUUGCAUCGCCCGUUAUAGUUACAACCCAUUUGAUGGACCAAAUGAAAAUCCAGAAGCAGAGCUCCCUCUUACAGCAGGAAAAUACCUCUACGUAUAUGGAGACAUGGAUGAAGAUGGCUUCUAUGAAGGUGAACUUCUAGAUGGACAAAGAGGAUUGGUCCCUUCCAACUUUGUGGAUUUUGUUCAAGAUAACGAGUCCCGUUUGUCAAGCAUCUUAGGCAGCGAACAGGAUCAGAAUUUUAUCAACCAUUCAGAUCAUGCUUUGGAAGGAGAUAGUCUACUGGAGAUCAAUCCACCAAGUCACGUAGAGUCUAGUGUAAUCAACAAUGGCACAGGGACUUUUGAUGUGAACAUUGAUGAAAUUGGAGAAGACAUUGUGCCUUAUCCUAGAAAAAUAACCCUUAUUAAACAACUAGCCAAAAGUGUUAUUGUGGGCUGGGAGCCACCAGUUGUGCCACCUGGAUGGGGAAUGAUUAACAGCUACAAUGUCCUGGUUGACAAAGAAAUACGCAUGAAUGUGUCCUUGGGAAGCAGAACUAAAGCACUUAUAGAAAAACUUAACAUUGCUACUUGCACAUACCGAAUAUCGAUUCAGAGCAUUACGAGCAGAGGUACCUCAGAUGAGCUACUGUGCACUUUGUUAGUUGGGAAGGAUGUUAUCGUGGCACCUUCACAUCUUAAGGUGGACAACAUAACCCAGAUUUCCGCUGAGCUGUCCUGGCUUCCUACCAAUAGCAAUUACAGUCAUGUGAUCUUUCUGAAUGAAGAAGAGUUCGAUAUUGUCAAGGCUGCUAGCUAUAAGUACCAGUUUUUAAAUUUGAAGCCCAGUAUGGCCUACAAGGUGAAGGUCAUGGCAAAGCCCCAUCAGAUGCCCUGGCAGCUUCCUCUGGAGCAACGGGAAAAAAAAGAAGCAUUUGUGGAAUUUUCUACAUUGCCAGCAGGUCCUCCAGCUCCACCUCAAGAUAUUACCAUAGAUGCUGGGUCCACACCAGCUACUAUACAGGUGUCCUGGAAACCACCCACUCUUACAUCCACAGGGACCUCUAAUGGAGCAAAUGUUACUGGCUAUGGUGUUUAUGCAAAGGGUCAAAUAGUGGCAGAGGCGAUGUUUCCAACAGCAGAGAAUACUUUAGUGGAGCUAAUGAGAAUACGAAAUGUAGAAGCUAAGGAAGUUACCGUGAGAACACUUUCUGCACAAGGGGAAUCUGUGGACUCUUCUGUUGCUGCCAUUCCACCUGAUCUACUGGUGCCUCCAAUCCCUCACCUUAGGACUGCUCCCAAAUCUAAGCCAUUAGCAAGUGCCGGGGCCCCAGAUACCAAAGAUGAACAUUUAGGUCCGCAUUUAAAAAUGGAUGAGUCAUGGGAGCAGACUCGUUCAGCAUCCCCAAUUCCUGGACACACGUUGGAGCCUCCUGCCCCCAACUUUCACAGCCCACUUCAUGGAAGGAGAUCUCCCUCGCCUAAUCGAAUUCUCCCACAGCCACAAGGCACCCCCGUCACAAAUACUGUUGCAAAAGCAAUGGCGAGAGAAGCUGCCCAGCGGGUUGCAGAGAACAACAGGAUGGAGCGGAGGAGUGUGUUUAGCGAACGGAGUAAUAUGGCACAUUAUGCAAAUUCAGAUGAGGAAGAAGAUGGCUACGAUUCUCCCAGCAUUAAAAGGAGAGGGGCUUCAGUUGAUGAUUUCCUAAAAGGCUCAGAGCUUGGGAAGCAGCCACACUACAGCCACGGCGAGGAGUAUAACACAGAGAGCAGCAGGGGCUCUGACUUGUCUGAUAUCAUGGAAGAAGAUGAAGAAGAGCUGUACUCAGAGAUGCAACUUGAGGAUGGAGGAAGGAGGGGAGUCAGCGUUACAUCACACAACACACUCAAGGAAUGCUCUAAGAAUAGGACCACUGAAGCUGCUUUUUUGGAACAGCCUGAAUUUUCACAGCAGAUACACCACGGUAAAAGGCUUUUCAGUAUCCCAGAAGUAGCCGAAGAUGAUGUUGAAUAUUCUGAACUAUUGCACAAGCAGGCUUUAGGUGUGCCCUAUAAAAUGAAAUCCAGGGUAGCUAGACCCUACAAUCAAGACAAACAGCACACCUUCUGGUACCCAUCCAAGCACAGGGUUUCAGCCAUGGAGGAUUUGACUUCAGAAGACAAAGGAUAUAACUACAGUCGAUCCUUAACGAGAAGCCCUGACAGUGGACUAGACUGUGGAAGUGAGGAAGAAGAAUCUCGUUUUAAUUUCAGAAGUGCUUAUGAUUUGAUUUCUGCCAACGUUACACCUACGUGUGCAGAGACUGAAAACUGUUCAUGCAGAAAAAGCAUAAGACCCUUGCUUGCUCGCAGGAAAACAUUAAUCAGGCAGAGCAGCAUUGAAGAAGAUUUUGGUGACAUGGGUUCUUCCUUUACAGAGCCUAGAAGUGAGGAGGCCAAGACCAGUUAUGAGAGGAAGUAUGAGACUCAAAUAUGCAAUAGAACAGAUACCAAAGAUGUCCAGCGAGCAUGGAAGAUCAACUUACAAGUGAAUGACUCUAGGGCAGCUGUUCCACUUGCAGAGCCAUCGCACAGAGAUGCAGAAGACUCUCUGCUUUUAGGUAAUCCAGCAUCCACUGGACGACCUGACAGGGUGGAGCACACGGGUCGAAGGUUGUCUCAUGCCAGUGGAGUCCCACAAAGGUCUCGACCAAUGUUGGUCCCUUCUAUUGAUGGAUACUGUAGUCGGGACCAUCUUUCUCCAGAGAUUUAUGAAGAAUCAGAAACAGAUCCUGGCACAGAGGAUAUUUCUACUCGAAUAUUCGUUGCUCUCUUUGACUAUGAUCCUCUGACAAUGUCCCCUAAUCCUGAUGCCGCAGAAGAAGAACUACCAUUUAAAGAAGGCCAGAUUAUUAAGGUUUAUGGAGAUAAAGAUGCUGAUGGAUUCUACCGGGGAGAAACUUGUACAAGACUUGGCCUCAUUCCUUGUAAUAUGGUCUCUGAAAUCCAAGCAGAUGAUGAAGAGAUGAUGGAUCAGCUUCUGAAACAAGGGUUUCUUCCUCUGAAUACACCUAUUGAAAAAAUAGUCAACUGUGACCGUUUCAAAGAGAGCACACGCUCUGUACACCGCAGAUCCAGAAAGUCUAAACGAGAAAGGAACAGACGGAGUGGCAGACAGCAUUCUGUGUCAACACGGAGGAUGGUGGCACUAUACGAUUAUGAUCCAAGAGAAAGUUCUCCUAAUGUUGACGUAGAGGCUGAGCUUACCUUUUGUACAGGAGACAUUUUCACAGUCUUUGGUGAAAUAGAUGAAGAUGGAUUUUACUAUGGUGAACUCAAUGGACAGAAGGGGUUGGUUCCUUCAAACUUUCUUGAAGAAGUGCCUGAUGAUGUAGAAGUCUAUCUUUCCGAUGCACCAUCAAGAUAUGUUCAAGAUACACCACUGCGUACAAAAGCAAAAAGGGUUCCUCCUGAGAAUACAGGUACAUCAAGGAGAGCACCAUCUCCCACAGUCCAUCUCCAUUCUGGGUCACCUACGCCAUCUAUGGGUACGUCAUCUAUGGGUUCUGGUAGUCCCGGGAGAGGCAGGGAAAUGUCCUCGAAAAAGAAAAAGGGGCUGCUUUCCAAAGGCAAGAAACUGCUGAAAAAGCUGGGUGCAGUGAAAUGAUUCAUUUACUUCUGGACAACUUGUAAAGCUUCCAAGCUAUGUUUUAUUUAAAACUUCAAACUAGGGCUUUCAUGACUAUGAAGUACAUCUUUACAGAACCUUCACAUUUUUAACCCUUUCUGACAUCAGAGAAUCAUGUGACUUGUUUGAUCAAAACGGGAAGAAAAAAAAGAAGUGGAUUUGUUGCUACUAAAGAGCAAUGUUGUCAAUAUCUGUUUUUCUUCUAAAAAGAUUUGGGGAAAAUAAGAAUAGAAGGAUAUCAUCUUUUUUUAUUUCAUGGCACCUCUACAUCUCUAACUCUAUUGGAUAAAUCUCUGCCUUUAUUCUCCUUUAACUUUGGGGAAGCAAGAAAAUCUUAUUUGAGCCCUCUUUAAAAAUGCUCACCCCAAACUACCUGAACGUUGACCUUAAACAAAAAAUGGUCUUGAAACUCCUAGUUUACUCAGCCUUGAUGUUUUUGCCUUAUUAAUACACAAUGAUUCGUACUGUCUCAAUAUGCAGCGUAUACUUUGUAUGUAUUGUGUAUUUAAAUGUCUUUUCAACCUCACAGACAUGUAAUUUAAGAUCAAGUAAUGUGUUGCUGACCCCAUUUAAUGUCUGAUGUUAUGUUGGGAGGCUGAAAAUGUUAUGCAGGAUGCAUUUUUAAACAUUUGUAUAAGUUCUUUAGCAAAUGUUCAGUAUGCUAACAUGAAGUACCAUGUAAACUAACCAGAGAUGCACAUAUUAUUUUACUAAGUCAAAAAUCUUGUUUCAUAGCUCCUGGCACUAGUGUAAAAGUUUCAGUUUUCUAAAUGGCCAGAAAAUAACCAUCUUUGCAGGCUCCCCAAGUGUUCUCUCUUGUGGAAACGCAGUUUUAAGUUAAAAAUCAUUGUUCAUGUUAUUGAUGUUAGAAUCAAGAUAAAACACAUAUAAUAGGUUGAGCAAUGGAAAGAGAUGUAUGUUAUACACAUAAGCUGUAGCCAGUUAAAAGGCUCUACCAAUAGAGUACAACCGUUUCAAAAUACCAAUCUAAUAUUGGCUUAAUUAAAAUAAUCUUGCUAGCAGACACUGGCAGUUACUAUUUUGUAAUUCUUGUCCAUUUGUAAAUUGUUUUUACUGUUUAUACAUACUUUUCAGACUGCCUUUCUUUUGUAAUUUAUGGAAGGUUUAUAAAUGAAUGAUCAAAGCUUUCCCCAUUGUGUCUUCAAAGAAUUAUAAUGUAAAUUACUGUAAGAUACUACUGUGUGCUAGAUUUAUGAAAUUAAAGAAAACUACUGGCCUAAACAUGUGGUAAAGUAUUGUGUGGGCGUGUGCAUGUGUACAG